Cuscuta epithymum is the source of this 1582-nucleotide messenger RNA. The record is from the annotation of a GenBank genome assembly. NCBI's taxonomy places the organism in Eukaryota, Viridiplantae, Streptophyta, Magnoliopsida, Solanales, Convolvulaceae.
AACAAUGGGGGCAUGCUGCAAUAACUUCUACCGCGACACGUGGGACCGCUUCUCCGACCGCUGUACUCGCUUCGUGCCCUGCUUAUCUGAUCCUGCUCGGAGAUCAACAUUCUGCUUGCAGUUAAUUCUGGUGCUGCUGCACGUGGUAUACGUGGGCUUUAUAUUGGUGUUCAACAGAGAGUUACUUGAGACAACCCGAGUAGAACCCUGGUACAUUGCAUUAUACAUGCUGUUGCUCAUUGCCACUGUGGUUCAAUAUUUCAUCACUUCUUCUUCAUCUCCCGGGUAUGUUAUUGACGCAAUGAGGGCGGUUGAUGAGGCAGGUGCCUUGUGUGAUAGCACAUCAGGGAUCUCAAACAAAGACAAACUGCUUCAAGCAAAAAUGGCAGUGUAGUUAUUACAAUUGAUAGGAAGCAGUUAGAAAAACAUCUCCUAGGCGGUAAUGCAACACCUUGGACAAAGCUAGUCAUGGAUCUGUAUCCCCACGGAUCAUCUUUAAGAACUUGGACUUGUACCUACUGUCACACUUUGCAGCCUCCUCGAGCUAAACACUGUCAUGAUUGUGACAAAUGUGUUCUUGAGUUCGAUCAUCAUUGUGCGUGGCUUGGGACAUGUAUUGGGAAGGGAAACCAUUGCCGUUUUUGGUGGUACAUAUUUGAGGAGACGAGUUUGUGCGUCUGGACUGGCAUUUUAUAUAUUCAGUUCCUUAAAUCUAGUAUAUCAAAGGCAUGGUGGACGUAUGCAAUUGUGAUUCUAUUGCUAGCUUUCUUGUCAAUCUUCUUUAUAUUCUUGCUUCUCCUACUACUUUUUCAUAGCUACCUUGUUUUAACAAACCAGACAACUUAUGAGCUUGUUCGAAGGCGAAGGAUACCAUACUUGAGGGGGAUACCUGAGAGAGUGUUUCCCUUUAGUAGAGGGGUUUGUAGAAAUGUGUUCUUCUUCUGUUGUGACCGCAGCAGGGAGAUGUACAGAAUGGAACCUCUGCCAACGGCAAUGGAAAUAGAAGAGAAGUCAAAGCCGUAUACUUGCUCAGAUGUCAUGUCUUGCCGGUGUUGCUGUUAAUGACUUGGCCCAUCUGCCCGCCCGUUAGAGGUAUAGGCGUAUAGCGUUUGAAGGACAUGACAUGCAUCUAUUGUGCAUUUUAAGACCGGAGUCGAGGAAACUGCUGAGCAUUGGCAUCUGGCAAAUGGUUAGUUGCGGUUGCUUUUGGCAGUUUGGAAGUUUUCACCGUUGAUGGUGUGACUGUUGUAUAUGUACACUAGUGUUUGUUUGUCAACCAUCUAAUUCAAUUAAUUAUUAAAAUGUUUACGGGUGAAAAGUGGACAGUUUAGUGCAGCGUACGAUACAAGUUUGGACAAAUGUUACUUUACUAUAAGGAUACGAGGUUAAAACGACAUAUCUAUAGUCUAGACAACAUUGUUAGCUGAACUAAAUUAUUGAUUACAGACUUACAGUAUCCCAUGAAAUCAUGAUUCAGUUUUUCCCACAUUGCAAAUUAAUGUGGUGACAUAUUGUACUCAUUAUUGAGGGCUUGUUUGGUUCCGGUUCAGGUUAUUAGUGAAGAUGAUAGUUUUUGGUUUAC